Stomoxys calcitrans (stable fly) is the source of this 791-nucleotide messenger RNA. Its product is annotated as antigen 5 like allergen Cul n 1-like. Lineage: Eukaryota; Metazoa; Arthropoda; Insecta; Diptera; Muscidae. The record is from RefSeq and is a predicted model, not a curated record. Bases 21 to 791 code for a protein of 256 amino acids. The transcript has 3 exons.
AUUAAAAGAAUUUUAGAGCAAUGAAUACUUUGAUUAUUUCCAUUGGCUUGUUGGCCCUUAUGGGAUUCACUUUGGCCGACUAUUGUUCGCCUUCGCUGUGUAACGGUGCCCAACAUAUAGCCUGUGGCCACAGUGGGAGAUUUGAUUCCUCAUGUCCUUCCAAUGCCGCCUCAGUGAACAUGAGUCCCUCUUUGCGGGAUUACAUUAUAAACUAUCACAAUGAGAAACGUAAUCUGGUAGCAGGUGGUGGUGCUCCCAAUCUUCAGCCUGCUUGUCGAAUGGCUACAAUGCAAUGGGACGAAGAAUUGGCCUAUCUGGCUGCCCUCAAUGUGCGCCAAUGCAAGAUGGCCCAUGACAAAUGUCGCAAUACUGCCACUUUUAAAUACUCGGGUCAAAAUUUGGCCUGGAGAUCGUAUUCUGGUAGCCCCAAUUAUCAGGAAUUGGCAAAAAUAGGCAUGGACAUGUGGUAUGAUGAAGUGGCACACAUGAACAUGGACUACAUCAAUGCCUACCCCCAGGGCUACUCAGGACCAGCCAUUGGCCAUUUCACUGUAAUGAUGAAUGGGCCCAACAUACGCCUGGGUUGUGCUGCAGCCACUUAUGCCGAUACUGGUCGCGAUAGACAAAUUUUCUUGAUAGCCUGCAACUAUGCCAGAGUCAAUGUGGCAACUCUGCCCGUUUAUGCCAGCUGCAGUUCGGGAGGUAGCGAAUGCACCACUGGACGUAAUCCUAAGUAUACCAAUUUGUGUUCCACCUCGGAAGCUUAUGAUGUCAAUAAUUUGUUUGUAUAG